GCCUCACCUGGCGCUUUGAACCCUGCGGCAGCUGCAGGUCCAGGGGACGGGGAGGAAUUGCGCCUUCCUUUCGCUUUCUCAGGCCACAAACCUGACACCUGAGGCCAGAACUACACUUCCCACCACGCAGUGAGGCAGGAGGAAGAAGGGGCAGAGAGGUCUGAAAAGAAAAAGCAGGAAAAAAAGAAAGCAUUACCGGCUUGCUAGCCAGGGGUGAGAGACAGCGAGGCAGGUCUUUUCUAGGUGGCAAGAGCCAUGCAGUUCUCCAGCUCAGCCAGGGCAGAAGAUGAGAACUUUGACUAUUUGUUCAAGAUUAUCCUCAUUGGGGAUUCCAAUGUGGGGAAGACGUGUGUGGUGCAGCAUUUCAAGUCUGGGGUCUACACCGAGACACAGCAGAACACAAUUGGGGUAGAUUUCACCGUGCGCUCCCUUGAGAUCGAUGGCAAGAAAGUGAAGAUGCAGGUGUGGGACACCGCUGGCCAGGAGCGCUUCCGCACCAUCACCCAGAGCUACUACCGCAGCGCCCACGCGGCCAUCAUCGCCUACGACCUCACCCGGCGGUCCACCUUCGAGUCCGUCCCUCACUGGAUUCACGAGAUAGAGAAAUACGGAGCAGCUAACUUGGUCGUUAUGCUGAUCGGAAACAAAUCUGACCUCUGGGAAAAGCGGCACGUCCUGUUUGAGGAUGCCUGCACGCUGGCUGAGAAAUACGGCCUCCUGGCCGUCUUGGAGACAUCUGCCAAGGAGUCCAAGAACAUAGACGAAGUCUUCGUGCUCAUGGCCAGGGAGCUGAUCGCCCGCAACAGCCUGCACCUGUUCGGGGAGAGUGCCCUGGGCAGCCUCCCCCUGGACUCCAGCCCUGUUCUGAUGGCCCAGGGGCCAAGUGAGAAGACCCACUGCACCUGCUGAGCAUGUUCACGCGGCCAGUCUCGCCCACCAAAGAGGCCAUCUCUGAAACAAAAGGUAGCCAGAAAGCCUCAUGUCUCCCGAGCUGCGCCUCAGACCCAGGUGCAGUCUCACUGCUUGUCCCUAAUCCUUCCUGCCUGGUGGGGCAGCACCCACGAGUCAUAGCCUGACUCUGAGGAAAGCUGACGUCGUCAUUUUCCUCGGUUCCUGGUGAAACCAGGCCUGCAGGCAUGGGCGUGGGAGGACGAGCUGUGAGCUUCUCCCCUUUCCCUUUCUGUCUCCCCAGCACUUUCCCUGCUUCCUACUGAAUUUUGCUUCUUGCCUGAUGGAAAGAAGGGAGGAGGGAUAUCAAUCAAGAGGUGGGGAGAAUGUCUGGAAUGUUCUGGAGCAGUUUGAAACAGUGCAAGCAGGGAGGAUGGGACAAGAGCCUGCAAUGAGAAGCCAAGAUGCUAUUGUCACUUUGUUUCCUGGCGUUCACUCAGGUGUUCACUUUGGGGAGCAAGGCCUUUUGACAUAAACACUGGACAUGCCAUCUUGCCAGACGGUCAGGAACCCUCUCAUGGAGUUAGAAUUGGAUUUCACUUUAUCCGAGUGGGGCUGAUUUGGCCACCCUUCUGGGGAUAUAAGAGAUGCCUACAAUUUUUCUUUCUUUCUUUCUUUGGGGGUCAGGGGACAGAACAGGCUCUCGCUCUGUCACCCAGCCUGGAAUGCAGUGGCACGAUCAUAGCACACUGUAGAACCUUGAAUUCCUGGGUUCAG
Lemur catta (Ring-tailed lemur) is the source of this 1665-nucleotide messenger RNA. RefSeq names its product RAB19, member RAS oncogene family (gene RAB19). The record is from RefSeq and is a predicted model, not a curated record. Gene Ontology annotation, molecular function: GTPase activity; GTP binding. The transcript has 4 exons. Lineage: Eukaryota; Metazoa; Chordata; Mammalia; Primates; Lemuridae. Bases 256 to 909 code for a protein of 217 amino acids. Gene Ontology annotation, cellular component: trans-Golgi network.